UGUCAAAUUCCGUAUUAUUUGUUUAGACAGAAAAUACCUAAAACGAUUUACCACAUAACGUAAAUAUUGAUAGCAACUUACUAAUAUUCGAUAUUAGAUAGCUUUAUGACAACCAUGUUGAUGUUUAUGAUAAAAGUGUAAAGUUAUUUCGUGAUUUAUUUAGCAAAUAUUUCCUUCCUAGGCUUAUUAACUAAUUAGAACAUACAGUAUUCAAAAGAUUGUCUUUUUGUGUUUGGAUAUCUUUGAAAAGCGUGAAUACUAGUCUUUUCUCAUAGUGUUUUCAAACAACGUAAAGAUAGACUCAGUUUGGGGUUGGGCGUCACCGCCCUUAAGAUUGCAGCUCACCUCCCAGUUGAGGGGUUCUUAUAGAAUGGGUGAAAUGUCUGGUGGUGAUCGUCCUCCAUCUCCAGCCCGUCUGUCUCACACUUCUGAUAAACAUCCCAAAAAUACUCUUACAGAGUUAAAUCUUUUACGAAGGCACAGAGAAUUGUGUGAUGUUGUACUAAAUGUUGGAGGAAGGAAGAUUUUUGCACAUAGAGUAAUUCUCAGCGCUUGUAGUCCAUACUUUCGGGCUAUGUUUACUGGAGAGCUUGCCGAAUCAAGACAAACUGAAGUCACAAUUAGGGAUAUUGAUGAACUUGCUAUGGAUUUACUUAUUGAUUUUUGUUACACUUCACACAUAGUAGUUGAGGAAUCAAAUGUUCAGAUGUUGCUUCCAGCAGCAUGCUUGCUUCAAUUAACUGAAAUACAAGAUAUCUGCUGUGAGUUUUUAAAAAGGCAGUUAGAUCCUUCAAAUUGUCUUGGUAUACGCGCCUUUGCUGAUACCCAUUCAUGCAGAGAAUUGUUAAGAAUAGCAGAUAAAUUCACUCAACACAACUUUCAAGAUGUUAUGGAAUCUGAAGAAUUUUUAUUACUGCCUGUAGGACAGCUGAUAGAUAUAAUUGCUAGUGAUGAGCUAAAUGUCAGGACUGAAGAACAAGUUUUUAAUGCAGUCAUGUCUUGGGUGAAAUAUAAUGUGUCCGAACGGCGUCAGCAUUUGCCAUCUGUUCUUCAACAUGUUAGACUCCCUUUACUAAGUCCAAAAUUUUUGGUGGGAACUGUUGGAUCGGAUUUGCUAGUGCGUUCUGAUGAGUCUUGCAGAGAUUUAGUAGAUGAAGCCAAGAAUUAUUUGUUGCUACCUCAAGAAAGACCUUUAAUGCAAGGUCCACGAACAAGGCCUAGAAAACCAACACGUAGAGGCGAGGUAUUAUUUGCGGUUGGUGGUUGGUGCAGCGGUGAUGCUAUUGCAUCAGUAGAAAAAUUUGAUCCCCAAACAAUGGAAUGGAAAAUGGUGGCCCCAAUGAGCAAGAGGAGAUGUGGUGUGGGUGUGGCUGUUCUAAAUGAUCUGCUUUAUGCUGUGGGAGGUCAUGAUGGUCAAAGUUAUCUCAACAGCAUAGAGAGAUAUGAUCCUCAAACUGAUCAGUGGUCGUGUGAUGUGGCUCCAACAACAUCAUGCCGUACUAGCGUAGGUGUAGCAGUUUUGGAUCACUUACUUUAUGCGGUUGGCGGACAAGAUGGUGUUCAGUGCUUAAAUCACGUUGAGAGAUAUGACCCAAAGGAAAAUAAAUGGACGAAGGUAGCCCCAAUGACAACUCGACGUCUUGGAGUUGCUGUGGUUGUUCUGGGUGGAUAUUUAUAUGCAAUUGGAGGCUCUGAUGGACAAUCGCCUCUGAAUACUGUUGAGAGGUAUGAUCCUCGUCAUAAUAAAUGGUCACUAGUUAGCCCUAUGUCAACAAGAAGGAAACACUUAGGCUGUGCUGUAUUUAAUAAUUUAAUUUAUGCGGUUGGUGGUAGAGAUGAUUGCAUGGAAUUGAGUAGCGCGGAAAGAUAUAACCCACAUACAAAUACGUGGAGUCCCAUUGUUGCAAUGACUUCAAGAAGAAGUGGGGUAGGAUUGGCGGUUGUUAAUGGCCAAUUAUAUGCAGUCGGUGGUUUUGAUGGCAGUGCAUACCUAAAGACUAUAGAAUUUUACGAUACUGAGCAAAAUCAAUGGCGUUUAUGUGGCUCAAUGAACUACAGGAGAUUAGGCGGUGGUGUAGGUGUGAUGAGAGCACCACAAACUGAAAAUCGAAUAUGGUAGUAGGAGAUACUGCGAAUUUUAAGAACUAAUUGCUAUAGGUUCUGCAGUGAGAGUUCGCCAAAACUUAUGAUUUCAUGUGGAAGUUGCGCUAUCAUAUAUAAUUUGACUGCACAAGAUAUUAAAUACAAUUAUGUGAUUUUGAGUUGCAAAGCUUAAGUCGCUUUUCGGAUGCAGUAAAAUAUUCAUUGCUUACUGUGGACUAAAUAAAAGUGAGAAAUGAUUGUACCUACUUAAGAUGUGGUGACAUCGAUCUUAAAUUUUAAAUUACUGUAUAAUUAGAAUGUUGCAGAUGUAUAAAAUGUUUAAAUUAUUAACAGAGUCUUAUAAUCGAAAUAUUUACAUUUUAUUUUAUU
Cylas formicarius (sweet potato weevil) is the source of this 2472-nucleotide messenger RNA. RefSeq names its product kelch-like protein diablo (gene dbo). The record is from RefSeq and is a predicted model, not a curated record. Gene Ontology annotation, molecular function: protein binding. The transcript is spliced from 9 exons. The coding region runs from base 371 to 2119 and encodes 582 amino acids. NCBI's taxonomy places the organism in Eukaryota, Metazoa, Arthropoda, Insecta, Coleoptera, Brentidae.